Zasmidium cellare ATCC 36951 is the source of this 1575-nucleotide messenger RNA. RefSeq lists its product as uncharacterized. Gene Ontology annotation, molecular function: carbohydrate:proton symporter activity. Gene Ontology annotation, cellular component: membrane. The record is from RefSeq and is a predicted model, not a curated record. NCBI's taxonomy places the organism in Eukaryota, Fungi, Ascomycota, Dothideomycetes, Mycosphaerellales, Mycosphaerellaceae. Bases 1 to 1575 code for a protein of 524 amino acids. The transcript has 5 exons. Gene Ontology annotation, biological process: transmembrane transport; carbohydrate transport.
AUGCAUGAGACCGACGAGAAGGCCGAAAGGCAGACAUCUGUCUACUCGGCCCAGGUCAAGGUCUCUGAUUUCAAGGCAGACGCCAUGGAAGCAGAGAAGUCGGAACAUGACAUGACCGUUCUCCAAGCCGUGAAGGCGUAUCCAAUGGCAGCUUUCUGGGCCUUUGUCAUGUCCUCUAUGAUCAUCAUGGAAUCUUACGAUGUCUUUCUGGCCAACAACUUCCUCGCCCUGACGGUCUUCAACGAGCAUUUCGGAACCCUGCAGGCCGACGGCUCGUACAAUAUCCCACCGAGCUGGACCUCAGCUCUGUCCUGUUCUGGACAACUGGGGGCCCUUAUUGGAGUCUUUCUUGCUGGUCCUCUUACGAGCAGAAUUGGUUACCGUUGGGCCACCAUCUUCGGGUUGAUGCUUCUGAAUGCCUUCAUCUUCGUCUUCUACUUUGCCGAGUCUCUGGGCGUCAUUUUCGCAGCGCAGAUCCUUGAGGGUAUUCCAUGGGGCAUUUUCAUUGCGAACGCGCCGGCUUACUGCAGCGAGAUCGUCCCAAUUCAGCUACGUGCACCAUGUACGCAGAUGUUGCAGAUGUUUUGGGCCAUCGGCAGCAUCAUCGUCGGCGCCGUCACGUACUCUUACCAGAGCCGUAACGAUGAUUUGGCCUACAGGCUCCCAAUCGCACUCCAAUGGAUGUUCCCUACGCCACUGGCUAUUCUCAUGUUCUUCGCUCCCGAGAGUCCCUGGUGGCUGGUACGAAAGGGCAAGUUCGAGCAAGCAGCCAAGGCGGUCCAACGGUUGGGACGCAAGUCUGCGGUGAACCAGAACGAGACCGUGGCUAUGAUGCGCCGUACAAUCGAACUCGAGACGUCGGAGAAGUCACCCAGCUACAUUGAAAUGUUCAAAGCUACGGAUCUUCGCCGUACCCUGAUCGUGGCCGGUGUGUACGCAUCGCAGAACUUGACUGGUAACUUGAUUGCAAACCAGGCCGUCUACUUCUUCACUCAGGCCGGAAUCGGUCAGCAACUUGCUUUCGCCCUGGGACUCAUCACUUCGGCACUUCAGAUGAUCUUCGUCAUGCUGUCUUGGAUUCUCACGACCUAUUUCGGCCGAAGAGACAUCUACCUCUGGGGCUCGCUCGCCAACUUCAUCCUUCUCAUCGCACUGGGUAUUGCCGGUUCCGUUGGAGUCAACCACGCUUCCAACUUGGCUCAGGCCUCGCUGGGUCUGAUCGUUUCUGUGCUGUUCACUCUGGGCCCAGCUCCUGCGUCGUGGGUUAUCAUUGGAGAGACGUCUUCGAUCCGUCUCCGUCCCCUCACCACUGGAUUCGGUCGUGCAGUCUACUACAUUGUCGAGAUUCCAUGCAUUUUCCUCGCACAAUAUAUGCUCAACCCAGACGGUGUCAAUCUUCGAGGCCAGUGCGGUUAUGUUUGGGGUGCUACAGCACUUGUGUGCCUGGUCGUCGCAUGGUGGGGUCUGCCUGAAAUGAAGAACCGCUCGUACCGUGAGAUCGACAUUCUAUUCAAGCGUCGUGUGCCGGCUCGCAAGUGGAAGAAGACAGAGGUCGGCCUCAGCGAGGAUGAGUAG